AUAUCCUGCUGCCACCAGUUUCGAGUAAUCUGAGCCCUUGCUCGGCUCACGGUAUCUAUCGGGUAAGCGAUGCGAAGCGACCCAUGGGAUCCGAGCCAUUACCUGGCGUUUGGAACCCUGGUGCUCCCGCUUGCAAAUCCGUCGGUCUCCGCAUCAAAUUUGCAAAACCAGGAGCGCGAACACGACGAGGAAGAUUGGCGUGUCCUCGCUCCAGACAGCGUCUAUACCCACCUCGCGAACUCGCCCGACGAGCCGCUCAAACGCUCGCUGCAGUUUCUGAUCCUCCACCGCUUCGCGCAUGCGGCGUGCCUGGCCCCGUCGCCCGACUUGAUGUACAUCCGCGUGUAUCUCGUACCGUACGAUCUGGCCGGCGCCGCCGGUGCUCUGCGCGCCCGGAGACAGUCCGAUCUGGGGAAAGCCCGGCGAUUCUUGGACGGGCUGCUCCCGGCGCUGUCGCGCGAUCCUCGAUGUUGGCUUGGCCGGGGCCCGCAUGUGCCACAGCCCUGCGAGCCGGGAAGGACGCUCUCCGAGCUCUACGAGCAGCUGCCCUCGCCCGCCGCGACGCUCAGCGCCGCAUCGACGCCGGCCACGCGGCGCCUGCUGGACUUUUCCGAUGCGCUCGAGAGCGAUAUCGGCAUCCGCUCCAGGCUGCAUCUCUACCAGCGGCGCUCCGUCGCCGCGAUGGUCCAGCGCGAGACGGAUCCGCGGAACGUGCCGAAUCCGCUGUUCGUCCCGGUCACGGGUAUGGAAGGGCAGGAGUUCUGGUACCAGCCGGGGACAAUGGAGGUCCUCAGGGAGCGCUCGAUGGAGGCGCCCUGCCGCGGAGGCAUCCUCUGCGAAGAACUAGGCACGGGCAAGACGGUCAUGAUCCUCGCCUUGAUUUCGUGCACGCGGAACCAGAUAUCCUCGCCCGAGCCUGCAAUCAUGGACACCCGGCCCGUCCUGACCCCGCUCGCGCUGCGCCACUUUCCCUCGGGCCCCUUCGCGGAGGCACGUGACAGACUAGACGAGCAACCGGCGAUGGAUCACGGCGUGCCGAGUCUUGUGGAAUUGCUGCUGCACAGCUUAGCCACACGGCCGGUCGACUUUGUCCCCCCGCGCCGCCGCGCUCGCCAUGAUGCGCUCCGGGAGGCAGUCGAUGGUUUGGAGCACUACACGGGUCCCAGGCGAGAUAAUCUUCCGUUUUAUCUCGAGUCUCCGUCAUCGGAGCCGAUGGACGAGGAGCGGGAAGGUCAGAAACGGGCGGUUUCUAGUUCGCCAAAGCGCCCUCGGGUAUUGUAUCUGACUUCCGCAACUUUGAUCAUCGUUCCGCCCAAUUUGCUGCUCCAGUGGAAGAGAGAAUGUUCCGUGCAUUGUGAUGACUCGCUCCGGCUGUGCGUACUGAAGAACGGGGAUGCGAUGCCGCCCGCGCGAGUGCUGGCGAGCGAAUACGAUAUUAUCCUCAUGACAUAUCCGCGUUUCACACUGGAGGACAAGAUUGGCGGCCCGACGCGCGAACACACCGUCUCCCCCCUCUGCCAAUGCCCCGAAUACGACAACGUGCGCAUCCCCAAAUGCACGUGCGCACCACCCGCCGGCGUCUCGCCCCUGUCGCAAAUCCGGUGGAAGCGGCUCGUCAUCGACGAAGGGCACGUGUCCGCGACAUUGGACACUGUCCUCACCCCCUUCACGAGCACGCUAAGUGUCGAGCGGCGGUGGAUCGUGACCGGGACGCCGACGACGAAUCUUUUGGGCCUCAGCCUGGGCAGGUCCUCGGCUGACGCGGAUCCGGAGCCCGAUCCUCUGGAGGAGGGCGUCGAGGAUGCAGUGGGGAGAGUGUGGACGGACCAAGACGCCCAGGAUCUCAAGAAACUGGGCAACAUGAUCGCGCAAUUCGUGGGCCUGCCGCAGCUCCGCGCGAACCCGCGGUUGAUGGGCACGCACGUCAGGGACGCGCUGUUCAACCGCUGCAAGGUGCCGGGAAAGCGUGGCGAGACGCGGCGGCCCCCGCGGGCCGGCGCCACUGAUGUGCUGAUGCAGCUGAUGGCGGCGGUGAUGAUUCGGCACCGGAUAUCGGAUGUGGAGGAGGAGAUCAGGCUGCCGCCGGUGUCGCAGGAUUUGGUGCUGCUUGAUCUCGAGCCGGUGCAGGUCAAAUCCUACAAUGCGUUGCAGGCUGUGGUCGCGAUCAAUGCGGUGACGUCUGAGCGCGAGGGCUUGGAUUACUUUUUUCAUCAAAAGAACACCAAACAUCUGCAGGAAGUCAUUCAAAAUUUCUCGCAAGUCAUGUUCUGGUCCGUGGAUGAGAAUUUGUACAACGCCGCGGAGAUCAUGCAGCAGAAUUACGUGUCCAAGUUCCAAGACAAGUCGGCUGAGCGGCCGGACGACGCAAAGCUGCUGAGGGACGCGGUCGAUUCUCUCUCUCACGCGCGGGCUGACACGCUGUGGCGUGCGAUCCAACAAGACCCGAACGUGCCGUUCCGCGUGCACGGCCUCGACCCAGCGUUGUUCGCCGCCUGGACACGCACCCCGAGCGCAGAAGGCUUCCUGCACUCCGACCGCAUCCAGGAGCUGCGCGCGCUCGUGCUCGAGCGGCCGCUGACCUCCGCGGACGCGCUGGUCGAGCGGGCGGGCGACGAUGCCAGGCGGCGCAAGGCCCUCGAGCGCGAGAUGCAGCGCGGGACGAAGAAGCGGAAGAAGGGCGAGAAAGGCGCAGGACCGGCUGUGGCUGCGGCGGAUCCGAGGGCGGUGCAGAAGGGGUUGGAAAUCGAGGCUGCGAUUGAAAGUCUCGACGACGCGCAACUGGUGGACGCUGCGAACGAGCCGCAGUAUGCGUCGGCGCUUGUGGCUCAAUCGUUGAUUGCGCAUACACGCCUGGGGUCUACUGGGUCGAGCAAACUGAACUAUAUCAUCAACGAAGUUCUCGAGCACUCACCCCGCGAGAAGAUCCUCAUCUUCUCCGAGUCCGUGCUCUCGCUCGCCCACGUCGCGGAUGCGCUCGAGCUCGUCGGGAUCGAGUUCCUGCGCUUCACGACCGCGGUCUCGGCGCGCGUGCGGGAGCAGUUCGUGCGCGGGUUCGAGACGAUGGGCAAGUACCGCGUCUUCCUGAUGGAGCUCAAGCACGGCGCGCGGGGCCUGAACCUGACCAGCGCGUCGCGCGUGAUCUUCUGCGAGCCGGUGUGGCAGGCGGACGUCGAGAGCCAGGCGAUCAAGCGGUGCCACCGUAUCGGCCAGGCGCGGCCCAUCACGGUGAAGACUCUGGCCAUCCGGGGGACGUCAGAGGAAGAGAUGGCGCGUCGGCGCGCGGAGUUGAAGGCCGGCAAGGGCAAAACGCCGCGCCUCAUCGACGAGGUUGGGAUGCGGACGUUCAUCGCGAACCCUAAAUUUCUGACACACCGACCGACCGAACUGGUCGCGUUCGAUCAUCCGCUUGUCCGGAUCCCGCCGCCCGAGGCCCUAGCGCUCUCGCGAACGAGCGUGGAAGAGGCGAGUGCGAGUCCGCGCAAGGUCGCGUUCGCCCAAGAAUCGCCCCCGAAGAAGCGCGUCAGGGUUCCGUCUCCGCCGGGGAAGAGGAUGAUGGGAAACGCCGGAGGGUUGGAUUUGAGGAUGUGAGAGCCCGGGUGCGGUUUGUAGACUAAGUUUGUCAUCAUCGGAUAUAAUCUAAUCCAACUUGAUCUGUCUGUUGUAAAGCUUUGGAAUUUC
This is a messenger RNA of Mycena citricolor, 3678 nucleotides long. NCBI's taxonomy places the organism in Eukaryota, Fungi, Basidiomycota, Agaricomycetes, Agaricales, Mycenaceae. The record is from the annotation of a GenBank genome assembly.